This is a messenger RNA of Blepharisma stoltei, 1482 nucleotides long. Lineage: Eukaryota; Ciliophora; Heterotrichea; Heterotrichida; Blepharismidae. The record is from the annotation of a GenBank genome assembly.
AUGUUAAGCUGCUCAUCUUCAGAAAUUAUAAAGAGUAAGAAUUAUUUAGACCGACUUUAUUGGAUUUCUGAUGUUUCUCCUCCAAGAAAUCGCCCUAAUUCUUAUUUCAUUUGCAUAGAUUCAGAUCUCAUCUACAAACCUUUUUGCUACGAUUUUGGGCCACUUAACCUAGCUUUGACAUAUAGAUAUUGUGUUCAAUUAGAAAGACUUUUAAAAGACCCACGAUACGAAUACCAGCGAAUCUAUCAUUACACUUCAGAAAAAGCCGAAAAGAAAGCUAAUUCAGCUUAUUUAAUUUGUGCUUUUCAAGUAAUUGUCCUUGGAAGAACUGCUGAAGAAGCUUUUUCUCCUUUUGAGAUGCAUGAUCUAGAGCCCUUUCGUGACGCAAGUGAUGGGGAAUGCUGAUAUGAAUGCACAAUAAAGCAUUGCAUUUCUGCAUUAGAAACUGCGAUCAGGCUUAAAUGGUUUGAUUAUAGGAGUUUCAAUGUAAAGGAAUAUGAGUUUUAUGAAAAAGUAGAAAAUGGGGAUGCCAAUUGAAUUAUCCCUGACAAAUUUUUAGCUUUUAGCUCUCCAUCUGAAAAACAGCAUAACGAAGAUAGAAGAAUGACGCCUGAGGAUUAUUCAAAGAUUUUCCGUAAAUUGGGAAUCAGUACAGUUAUCAGGCUAAAUAAAAGAGGAUAUCAGCCUGAAAGAUUCACUCGUGAAGGGAUAAAACACCAUGAACUUUAUUUUAUGGAUGGGAGUAUACCUGACAGUGAAAUAAUAAGGAACUUUAUAGAUAUUGGGCUAAAAGAAAAGAGUGUAAUUGCUGUGCAUUGUAAAGCUGGCUUAGGAAGGACAGGCACUUUAAUAGGAUGCUACGCAAUAAGAGUGUUUAAUUUCCCAGCACAUGAGUUUAUUGCAUGAUGCAGAAUUUGCAGACCAGGCAGCAUUCUUGGCCCUCACUCCUCCCUCCGUGAGCGAACAAAAUCAUUGGAAAGAUCCCUAUUUUUUUGCCUAAAAACCCACACUCCGUGAGUGAACAAAAAUUUUUUAUGAAAAAAGUGAAACCUAUUAUAAUGAAAUCUCUAACUAAUUAUAAAUUUUAAUUUUUUACAAAUUGGAAUUUUUUUAAAAAAAAAAAUUUAAUUCCUCUCUGGUUAGCGAAAAAAAUGUUUUUGUUCAUGGAGGGGGAGUCAGCAACAAUUUUUGCUGGAUUACGAAGAGGGCUUAAAAAUAUCGAGAUGCAGACCUAGAAGCUUAUCAAUGACGUUUGAAGAAAAAAUAAAAGCUUAUAUAGGAGAUCCAGGGCAAGCUGAAAAAUUGUUAGAAGCUAAGAAGCACAACCAGCAAUCUGAUAGUUUUAAAGAAAACAGAGCAAGAAUUCCAUCAGCCCACCAAAGAGUAAAAAGCGUAAGCUAUGAAAUACCUACAGAAGGAUUCCCUUCGCAACCUUUUCGACCAAAUUUGUAUUUAAGAAGGCAUGGAAGUGUGUUAUAUUAA